AUGCGUACAAUCAAGGUGGUAGUCAUUGGAGCCUCAGGUGUAGGAAAGACUAGUCUCCGGAGUCAGUAUGUUUCAGGCCGUUUCACUACGGGCUACCGAGCCACCAUCGGCGCAGAUUUCAUAACCAAAUCGUUGCCUCACCAUAGCGCACUCGACGAGACCAUAACACUGCAAAUAUGGGACACGGCAGGGCAGGAACGGUUCUCCAGCCUCUCUUCUGCGUUCUUCCGCGGUGCGGACGCAGCCAUCCUCAUGUUCGACGUCAACCAGCCGGAUACACUCCAGGCACUCCAGAGAUGGUGGUCCGAUUUCCGCGAGAAGGCUCCAGUCCCCGACGACGAGCUCGAGGAUUUUUGCUGCGUCGUCGUCGGCAAUAAGAUUGAC
Postia placenta MAD-698-R-SB12 is the source of this 384-nucleotide messenger RNA. RefSeq lists its product as hypothetical. Gene Ontology annotation, biological process: phagosome-lysosome fusion. The record is from RefSeq and is a predicted model, not a curated record. The annotation marks the transcript as partial. Gene Ontology annotation, cellular component: late endosome; lysosome; phagocytic vesicle. Gene Ontology annotation, molecular function: GTPase activity; GTP binding. NCBI's taxonomy places the organism in Eukaryota, Fungi, Basidiomycota, Agaricomycetes, Polyporales, Adustoporiaceae. The transcript is spliced from 3 exons.